Messenger RNA from Myotis daubentonii (Daubenton's bat), 5393 nucleotides. RefSeq names its product pyridoxamine 5'-phosphate oxidase (gene PNPO). Gene Ontology annotation, molecular function: pyridoxamine phosphate oxidase activity; FMN binding. Gene Ontology annotation, biological process: pyridoxine biosynthetic process; pyridoxal 5'-phosphate biosynthetic process. The record is from RefSeq and is a predicted model, not a curated record. Lineage: Eukaryota; Metazoa; Chordata; Mammalia; Chiroptera; Vespertilionidae.
UCCUCCCCGGGGGUGGACUCGGGACUGAGGAACUGGUUCCGAAUAUGCCGGAACCCGGCGCCGGGCGACGCUGGGUCACGUGACCAACGGCCCCGUCGCGUGCGUCAACGUGAUGUUCUGGCGACUGGCCGAGCGGCCCCGCCACCUUCGUCGCCUGUGCAGCCAGCUGUGCACCCGUGGGGCCGACAUGGAUCUGGGGCCGAUGCGCAAGAGUUACCGCGGGGACCGAGAGGCAUUUGAGGAGGCUCAGCUGACCUCUCUGGACCCCCUGAAGCAGUUUGCUGCCUGGUUCGAAGAGGCUGUUGCGUGUCCUGACAUCGGGGAAGCCAACGCCAUGUGUCUGGCCACCUGUACCAGAGAUGGGAAGCCCUCUGCCCGCAUGGUGCUGCUGAAGGGCUUUGACAAGGAUGGCUUCCGCUUCUUCACUAACUUCGAGAGCCGGAAGGGGAAAGAGCUGGACUCUAAUCCCUUUGCUUCCCUUGUCUUCUACUGGGAGCCCCUGAACCGUCAGGUGCGUGUGGAGGGCCCUGUGAAGAAGCUGCCAGAGGAGGAGGCCGCGUGCUACUUCCACUCCCGCCCCAAGAGCAGCCAGAUUGGGGCUGUGGUCAGUCACCAGAGUUCCGUCAUCCCUGAUCGGGAGUAUCUGAGAAAGAAAAACGAGGAAUUGGAGAAGCUGUACCAGGAACAAGAGGUGCCAAAGCCAAAAUACUGGGGUGGCUACAUCCUGUGCCCACAGGUGGUGGAAUUCUGGCAAGGCCAAACCAACCGCCUGCACGACCGGAUCGUCUUUCGGCGGAGCCUCCCGACAGGAGACUCCCCUUUGGGGCCCAUGACCCGCCGCGGGGAGGAAGACUGGCUCUACGAGAGGCUUGCUCCCUGACUCCCGGGCUGCGGUGCCCACGGGAGCGAGGACCAGGUGCUGAGAGGGUGUGGGGCUGGGAGUCGGGCCCUUCCAAGGGCCACCAUUUCCCUCCCCACUUCUUACGUGUAGGGGUCUUCAGAGUUCAUCCUUUCAGUACCCUCUACUUGGUUGGCUCUCAGUAAGCUCUAGUGGAGUGUAAUGGUGGCAUAGAGAAUCACAAAUGGAAAGUAAUCUCAUCAUUAUUUUCUUGAUUUUGACAAUAGUUUACUGGAAUGGCUCCCUCUAGAGGGAGCAGCUGCUGUAAAUCCCUCUUCUGGUGACACAGAGUGGGUCCCCAGCAGCCCUGUCUUUUUACCACCGUGACUGAGUCCUACUGGCCUAAGCUGAUUGGUCCCAGCGUAAGCACCUGAGCCAAUCUCGCCCAUUGGUUUUACUUGUCAACUAUUGGAAAUUGGACACGGAGAGACCCAGAGCGUGCUCACUGUAGCCGCGUUGUUAUUGGCAGCCAAGAAGCAACGGCCUCUGGCUGCUGCUCUUGCAAUUCCCUGAGAGGCCUGGCGCCCUCCUUCUCCGCCUGGGCUGUGCGGUUCCUCCUCCUGCCUCACACACCCACUGUCUCUAAAAAGAAGUUUAUUUUGACAUAAACUUGCAGAAUAAAUUGCUGUUGAUUGCAAAUAAAAGAACCCUAACUCACACGUUUAUUAACAGAUACUCUUACAGCAUUUACCCUGCUGAUAGCUGCCUUCCAUUCUCUGAAGCACAGCAGUGUGGGGAAAGAUGGAAUUUAUUCUCUGUAUCUCCAAAGGACCCAUCGGUGGAUAUUACACAGAAAUAGAUUUCACUUCAAUAUGGGGAGAGAUUGCCAGGGGGAGGGGGUAGUGAGCAUUAGGUAGUGAGUAUUCUCUUACUGGAAGCAUUCAGUCCCAGUCAGGAGUUUUGUAGAAAGGAUUCAUGUGCUGGUACCUAUAGGCCAGGAAGAUUUUAAUCAAGCUUUAUUUUCCAUGUUGGUUUAUAAACAGUAUUUAUUUAUUUUACUUUCCAGUAAUUAAAUUAAAUUAUUAUAGAGAUUCUGCCUUUCUGACUACUCACACAUCCCCUUCCCUACUCGUCACCUCUCCGCGUCACUGGUUUUCACCCACAUUGGAAUUACGGGGCAGGGGCGGGGGGGGGCUUUAAAAAUCCUGAUGAUGCCUAGAUCCUCCCCUUAGAGAUGACUUCACGGGUCUGAGGCAUUGGGAAAUUUAAAGGCUCCCCAGGGAACUUUGUGAAGCCAAGGUUCCGAGCCCCUGGGCUAGACCCUUGUGUGGGCCUCAGGACGGCAGGCAGCAUUGGCACCACUUGGGAGCCCUCCCCAGACCCACUGAGUUCCCGCCUGCGUUUAACAGGACCCCCACCCACCCCUGGUGACAGUGUCCUGGCCUCAACCCCUAAACCUGCCCCUCACCCUCACAGCCGGAUUCUCCGGGAGCCCUCGGCUGGCCUGUGCGGAACUGUAUUUGCUUUCCUCGGGCACAAGUCUGGUGACCAGGUCAGCCUGGAUGAGUGGCCUGCAGGCUGUGGAGAGGAGCCGGGCUGGGUAAAUGUUUGCUGUGACUCAGCCAGGAAGAGAGGACGGACUGUUGUUUGUGCACAGUGGCAUUGAACCUGCCACUCUGCACACGGCUUCAUUCACUGUACGGGCAUGUGCUUCAGCGUCUGCGAGUGACCAGCUCCCCCAAGGGCCUCUCUCUUGCUGUUGAUCCCCCCUCAAGCCCGAGCACAACCUUUCUGAGACCUACAGGAGAGGGCGCUGGGGACCCUUCCCUUGUCCUGUUUGUGUUUCUGGGAGCUGUGUCUCCCCAGCUUUGAGCCUGGUCUCAGCAGUUCUCUUCUCUGUCCGGCAAUCACUUUGCCAGAUCUCUAAUAAAAACUCAUCAGAUGUGCGUGAUGUUAAUGUCCGCUCUGGCCUGUCCCCCACCCUAGGAAGGAGGGGAGUUGGGGGAUUAAGCAACUCUGCCCACUUCGAUUUUCCUCUCUUGGGAGGUGGGGCAUCCAGCAGGGGGCGCCUGCUGCCCAAGGUUGGCCCCUUCUUGGCUGCACAGGCCAUUGUGGCCUGCCCCGCCUGCCUCCCCCUCCCCGCUUGGGUUGAGGCCCAGUGAAACUGUGGUCGAUAACCCGUAGCCUCUCCCGGCUCCUGCACAUAUUUGCACUUUCGGUUCCUCCUCCUCUGGCCUGGUAAAAACUCACAGCUGCCUGGGCUGACUCCCUGGGCAGCCAGAUAUCCCUUUGGCCGUUGGUAACCACCCCACCUCCUCACCCCCAUCCACUAAUGCCCAGGUUAGGGGAGUAUGUGGAGUUUCCCGGGAAGAUUCCUGCAGUCGUCAGUUUGGGGCCGUGGAGCAUGGUCAUAGGCAUGGGGCAGAGGGGUCCGCAGAACCUGCCAACUAGGAGUCAUGGUGGCAGUGAGGUGCCAGCAUUAGGCCACAGGUAGGUCUGUGGCCCAGGGCCCAGCUUCAGCCCCCUGCCCUCGCCUCAGGGAAGCUCAGGAUGGGCAGGAGCGGGAGGUCCCUACAAUCUGGGGUCUCAGGGUCCACUCAGCCUCCACGCUGGUUGGCUCUCCCCCGUUGGUCCCAGAGUCUGCAGCACCCUCAAAUGGUGCUCGCCUCCCAGGGUCCCACGGUCCAGGCCUUGCCCUGGCUCAUCCCGCCUCUCCUUCAGCAGAGGGUGACUGGUUCCUUUCUUUGUCCCGAGUUUCCCAUCCCUAAGCAGAUGCAAAUCAGGAAUGGAAGGGGCUGUGUGUUUCAGUGGUCACAGCGCAGCCCAGCUCUGGCUUCAGUCCCAGCCCCACCUCUGCGAGGGCAUGGUCUCGGGUGAGUGACUUCAAGCUCUCUAAGCUCAGCCCUCACCUGGAAAAUGGGGGUAGUUAGUAACGGGCCCUGUCUCAAUGGGGCACGAGAGGAUUAAAGGAGGAACCUCAGGGAGUACUUGCCACAGGGCCUGUCCCAUUUUAAUCCUCAUCCAAGGAUGUUUCUUUGUUUUUUGAUCCUCACCCAAGGAUUUUUUUCCCAUUGAUUUUCAGAGUGGAAGGGAGGGAGGAGAGGAGAGAGAGAAACAUCUAUGUGAGAGAGACGCAUCGAUUGGUCGCCUCCCACACGCGCCCUGACCAGGGCCUGGGAUCAAACCCACAACUGGGGUACAUGCCCUUGAAUGGGAAUCGAACCUGCAACCUUUUUGAUGUACAGGACAACACUCCAAUCAACUUAGCCACCCAGCCAGCGUGGGCCUGGCUCAUUUUAAACCCUCUGUAAACGUCAGGUAUUAACAGUGGGCAGGACUGGAGUGUGGGGGAGUCUGCUCCUCCACGGGAGGCUUUAUGGACUGAGUUACUGGGGGGACCUUAGAAAGUUCCGUCAUGAGGAGGGAUAGGGGAAGAGUCCUGUCCUCCUCCUGCUCCCGGUCUCUCCCUCACUCUUCCUCAGAGCUCCCCAUGCCUUGGGUGAGGCCACCUAACAAAGGCCCCCUUGUAUGGUCUGUUUGUUUUGGUAAUAAAGUUCCUGAGCAGCACUCCUUGGGGUGGGGUGGGGUGGCCCAGCAGCCUGCGAGGAGCUGGCCUGGAAGCUGCCGGACCACAUUGUUUAGUCGCCACCUUGGUCUCUCUCUCUCCAUGUUCCCACCAUGAGCUCUGGAGAUAUGGCCAAUGUUUUCCAGUUCCCAGCUCCUGGGGCUUGAGAAAGAUCCAGAUCUAACAGCCUAAAGAGCACGCUCUCGCCUCUUCCUUAAAUGGAAACUGUGGGCUACGGUGAGUUCCCUAAUAAGGGAAAGGGGGGAGGAAACCAAUGUUAACGGCGCACCUCCUACAGGACUAUGAAUGGUCGCUAACCAUUGACCACUCCCUGUGAAAUAGAUAGCAUUAGAGGCCCUUUUAUAGAAGAGAAAACUGAGGCUCAGAGGAGGGAUGUUUAAAAAAAAUUUAUUGAUUGAUUUUUAAAGAGAGAAACAUUGAUUUGUUGUUCCACUUAUUUAUGCAUUCAUUCUAUGUGCCCUGACAGGAUGGAACCAGCGGCAUAUUGGAACGAUGCUCUAAUCAACUGAGCUACCUGGCCAGGGUUCAGAGGAGGUUGUGUGUGUGUGUGUGUGUGUGUGUGUGUGUGUGUGUGUGUUUAAUGUUCCCCAAAUCACACAGCUACUAAGAGGUGGAACCAGAAUUUGAAUCUUGAUCCCAAACCAAACCACUGCAACUUUGGGUCAGUCCCCAGAGGUCUGCUUCAUUCUCUUGCAGCCCCUGCUGGCCUCUGUUGACCGGAGGGACUGACCACUGAGGUGCCACAAGCACCGUGGCUGGAGGGUGAAAUUGGUGUCCCCAGCCCUGCAUCCCGCCACCUGGGACCCUUUGUGAAAUGUGGGAGGAACGAUUUGAGCACCAGGUUCCACCUCCAUGAAGGGAAACAAAGGCAUAAACACGGUCCUCUCAAUAAGUGGAAGACGAGCGUAUAAACAGAUGCUCCGCUUUUGCAGCAUUGUUUAUUACAAAGAGAGAAACCUACAGUUACUU